Brassica napus (rape) is the source of this 783-nucleotide messenger RNA. RefSeq lists its product as uncharacterized. Lineage: Eukaryota; Viridiplantae; Streptophyta; Magnoliopsida; Brassicales; Brassicaceae. The coding region runs from base 1 to 783 and encodes 260 amino acids. The transcript has 2 exons. The record is from RefSeq and is a predicted model, not a curated record.
AUGGUCUCUUCUGUCCUCAUCCUCAUUGGAACCAACUUCUCCGAAUGGAAAGAGAAAGGUGAGUUCACAUUAGGUGUACUAGAUUUGUACUUGGCACUUCGUGAAGAAGAGCCUAGCCAACUCACUAAUGAUAGUACUGAGGAAGAAAAGGCUUUCCAUAAAGCGUGGGAGAAAGCUAACAGAUUGAGAAUCAUGUUCUUAAGGAUGACAAUAGCUAGCAACAUCAAAACUUCCCUUCCAGUUGCAGAGAAAGCUAAGGCUUAUCUAGCGGCUAUAGAAGAACAGUUUAAGACUGCAGACAAAUCCCUUGCUGGGAAACUUAUGGCAGAUCUUACAACCAUGAAACAUGAUGGCACAAGGUCUAUGCAUGAACAUUGCAUUGAAAUGACCAAUCUUGCGGCUAAGCUAAAGGGUUUAGGAAUGAGUGUGGAUGAUUCAUUUCUUGUCCAGUUUAUCCUAAACACUUUACCUCCUCAGUAUGGACCAUUCCAAAUCAAUUACAACGCCAUUGUUGAAAAGUGGACGUCGAUUGAAUUGGCUAACAAACUGGUCCAAGAGGAAUCAAGGCUUGGUCGUGAAGGUAUUAAGGUUGCCCACUAUGUCCAAGGAGCUGGACCUAAAGCUGGGAAAAGACAUCAACCAAGUCAUAAAAGAGCACCACCCAUGAUGAAUGAUUCUAAUCAAGUCAAUGAGAAGAAAGCAAGAAAAGAUGACCGAUGCAACUGUUGCAAAAAGUCUGGACACUUUCGGAUUCCUUACAACCCAGACCAUAAAUCCAAGUGA